AAAACCCUUUCUCUUGUAGUGGUACCCAUCAUUGAGGAUCUGCUGGUUGGUGAUAAAUGGAAAACCCUCCCAGAAAAGCCAGGUCGGUUGCAAGCAUAUAAGCUAAAGUAUGACCGCGCCUAUGCCCGUAAGAUGGUACAUGUCGUAUGUGAGCAAGUGUCAACUUUAGAAAGAGACCAACUUAUAAGAAGCGGAGCAGUGGAAGCUACCUUCAAGGCUAUCAAGCUUGGCUACCUUGACUUUGUAAAACAAAUUACAGAAGCUAAUCCUGACAUAGUUUGCAGCCAUGAUCCCGAACACUCAAGAGAUAUGUUAAUGUAUGCUGUAGCAUAUCGUCAAGAGGAAAUUGCCGAGUUUCUUUAUGGACUCAAUGUGUGGAGGAACAUGACGGAGUUUACCACAGAUAACGACCAAAACAAUAUGUUACAUCUGGCCGCAAAGAUACCUCCCAGCUCUCCCCAUAUUCAUCAUUUCACUGAUCCGGUUCGUCAAAUGCAAAGCGAAGCAGGGUGGUUCAAGGCGGUUGUAAACAUUGUUCCAACAUUUUAUGAAGGACAAAGAAAUAAAAAUGGUGAAACUCCUUCAGAAUUGUUUAGGAAAGAACACCAGGAUUUACUUAAAGAAGCUCAAACGUGGGUAAAAGAGACAGCAAAUUUUGCCGCAAUUAUAGGUACUCUCAUCGUUGGCGUUAUGUUUGCAGCAGGUAUUACUGUUCCUGGUGGUUAUAAUGGUCAGGAUGGCGUCCCCAUUUUCUCUAAAAGAGGAUAUUUUUGGAUAUUUAUAAUCUGGGAUAUACUUUCUCUCUAUUGCGCAUCUCUUUCAGUCGUGUUGUUUUUGGGUAUCCACAAAUCAAGUCUUACCGAAGAAGAUUUCGUUGAUGGACGCUUGGUUGUCAAGUCGUCCCGGGCCUAUUAUCUCCUCUUUGUGUCCAUUGGAAUGAUGCUAAUGUGCUUUCUUACUUCUAUUAAACUUGUGGAUGACCGAUUUACUCUGCCGAUCUAUGUUAUUGUUCUUAUCCCUAGUUUCUACCUCUAUGCCUUCAUUUUUCUAAAACACUAUAUUAUUGUGGUUUCAUACCCUACUUUUGUCAAAAGAAACCCGCAGCUCACCAUCUUGCGUCAAUUGAUAUGUGAGAUUAAAUAUUAUUACUGCUCUUAGUGUUCUAAAACCCAAAAUUCCGCACGUUGCGUGGACUCAUGUGCUUCUUUUUCAUUUUUUUUUCCUUUUUUCUCUUUUUUCUUGGAUUUGGAUGUGGUCUGUGUUUAUUGUAAUGUUAUUAAUGUUACAGUUUGUUUUGACAUUGUAUUUUAAUUUAAAUUCACAGCUACGGUAUAUCAAUAAUAAUUCAGUAUAACU
Molecule: messenger RNA, 1356 nt
Organism: Rubroshorea leprosula
Lineage: Eukaryota; Viridiplantae; Streptophyta; Magnoliopsida; Malvales; Dipterocarpaceae
Source: the annotation of a GenBank genome assembly